Messenger RNA from Caenorhabditis angaria, 540 nucleotides. NCBI's taxonomy places the organism in Eukaryota, Metazoa, Nematoda, Chromadorea, Rhabditida, Rhabditidae. The record is from the annotation of a GenBank genome assembly.
AUGUUGGUUUUUCGGAAAAGAGAGAAAUUUAUUGGAGAUUUGGAGGCGAUUAAAUUGAUGGAGGAUGAGGAGAAAAGUCGGGUUUGGGAGAAAUUGAGAUUGAAGUUUGAAAAGCGGUUGAGGAAUUACAAGAAGGAAUUAAGGAAAUCAUCGAAAAAAACAAAUUAUUUGUUGAGAUCUCCUCGAGAAGUAAGACUUUCGGAUGAACAAGAUGAAAAAUUACAACAAUCCAAAUUCGCAGUAAAUCUCAAAAAAUUGAUAAGUUAUCAGAAAGUGUUGACAAUUUACGAUGCACUCCCUGAACAAUUCUUCGAACUUCUUCAAAACUAUCGACGAAAUCCGAUUGUUGCAAAAAGCCUUUAUCUUUUCGAUGGAACUUAUGAGACGCAUAUUCGACGGCAAAUGGAAAUGAUUCGAGAAAAUCCGGAGGGCGAUUUUGAUGCGUUUGAUUUCGAUGAAUCUAUGGAACAAUUCACCGUGGUGACGGAUGCGUGGAAAAAUAAGCAAUUGAUGCUCAGCGAAUACAGAACGUGUACUUGA